CUAAGAUUUCAUUUAUUUAAUAUACUAAUUGCAGAUGACAGCUGAUAUGGAGAUUGAAAUAAACAAAAAAGAACAGUGUGCUCCCAAAGCCACUGUCAGACUAAUUUUGAGAGAAAACCUGUUGAAAGCAAAAGUGGUGGGCAGGGGAACUGCCCUUGGAGGCUGGGACACCCAGCGUGGCAUUAACAUGCCGAGGACAACCAGCAUGGGUGUCCCGUCUCUAAGGGCAGAGUUUCUCCUGCCCAAGGGCUCAAAAAUGGAAUGGAAAUUCAUUAAGCCACAAAAUCCUUACCACCCUGGGUCUGGCUGGACAUGGGAGCCUGAACCCUUUAGGAACAGGUGCCUCCAGGUGACCACCAAGGACAGCAUGGAAGUGACCUGUACUUGGGGAGAACUGGACAUGGAAAUAAAAGUCGAUACCAAAAACACAGAUGAUGAAGGCAUCAAAGAAAAAGUCAAUGUCAAAGACACAACAACCGUGACAGAGGAUGUGAAGGAGAGAGGUAAGACAGCAGGGUUAACAGAAAAGGGAUUUAAUUAUUUAUUAGAUUGA
Messenger RNA from Lingula anatina, 553 nucleotides. RefSeq lists its product as uncharacterized. Lineage: Eukaryota; Metazoa; Brachiopoda; Lingulata; Lingulida; Lingulidae. The record is from RefSeq and is a predicted model, not a curated record.